Messenger RNA from Nicotiana attenuata, 657 nucleotides. RefSeq lists its product as uncharacterized. The record is from RefSeq and is a predicted model, not a curated record. The transcript is spliced from 2 exons. Lineage: Eukaryota; Viridiplantae; Streptophyta; Magnoliopsida; Solanales; Solanaceae. Bases 1 to 657 code for a protein of 218 amino acids.
AUGCCGGGACAGUCAACUAUAGAAGCCAUUCACCUUGUGAGGAGAUUGGUGGAUCAGUAUAAGGAGAGGAAAAAGGACUUGCAUGUGGUGUUUAUUGACCUAGAGAAAGCCUAUGACAAAAUCCCGAGGGAGGUUCUGUGGAGAUGUUUGGAGGUUAGCAGUGUUCAGAUAGCGUACAUUAGGGUGAAUAAGGACAUGUACGAGGGAGCUAAGACUCCGGUGCCAUGGUGUAUGCUAUUGGAUGAUGACAUAGUACUGAUUGACGAGGCGCAAGACGGAGUUAGUACUAGGUUGGAAGUUUGGAGACAGGCGCUGGAGUCUAAAGGUUUCAAGUUGAAUCAGUCGAAAACAGAGUACUUGGAGUGCAAGUUCAGCAAUGGGAUGCAUGAAGCAAAAGUAGAAGUGAAGACUAAUACUCAAGUCAUCCCCAAAAGAGAUAGUUUCAAGAAUCUUGGGUCUAUAAUCCAAGGCAAUAAGGAGAUUGACGAGGAUGUUACUCAUCGUAUUGGAGCGGGGUGGAUGAGAUGGAGGCUCGAUUCUGGGGUUUUGUGUGAUAAGAAUAUGCCACCAAGACUUAAAGGUAAGUUCUAUAAAGUGGUGGGUAGACUGACAAUGCUGUAUGGGGCUGAGUGUUGGCCCGUCAAGACAAUAAAGUAG